Symbiodinium sp. CCMP2456 is the source of this 3225-nucleotide messenger RNA. Lineage: Eukaryota; Dinophyceae; Suessiales; Symbiodiniaceae. The record is from the annotation of a GenBank genome assembly.
AAGCAGGACCGACACUUCCGCAAGCAGGCCAGGGCCAAGAAGGUGCAACAGGUGGACUCUCUCAUCCAGUCAGCAGAACAAGCAGCGGGCAUGGAUGUCGCUAAGGACAAAACAGUCAUACUGCUAGCUCUCCGAGGCAGAGACGCAGCGGACCUGCUGAAACAUUACAUGAGGAUUGUCAUGGGUGGCAUUCCAUCGACUCCACCUUUUCUUGAAGAGCCAGAAAGCCUCGAUCAGCAGGCAGCUCGACAGCUGGAAUCCCAGGUUUUCAGGCUAGGACUACCACAUCCGUUUGUCAUGCUGCAUCAACAGGUCAUUAAGCGCAUAGACAGCUGCCGGGCGACCACCUCCAGCUCAAGCUUCAUGCUGUCUUUGACGGAUGCUCAGGAGGCAGAGCUGCAGAGCGCCCAAAGCGAGCUGGCACAGUUCGCCUCCAACAUGAAGAAGGAGGUCUCAACGGCAGCACCCUCGGUGACGAGCCAGGCGAGCCAGGAGGACGGCGACAUGGACGUGGACCGCUCCAGGGAGAAGAGAGCAGAGGCCACAUCGUCGGCCCCGGAGGAGCCACAACACAAGUGGGCGAAAGGGGAAGCCAAAGGCGAGACUCGCCAAGAGGAGGCGCAGACAACUGGGAAAGGGGGCGGUGCAGGACCGCUGCAGCGGAGCCCUCCUCGCGAAGCAUCGCAGGCGGGAACACUGCCGACAACCACGGUUCCCGGACAGGAGGAAGAGCAGGCCAAGGCCAAGGAACCGGAGAUACAAACUCCGGGCAGGGUAUGGAUCGCCAACAAAGGGAACUCCGACAACGCUGUCAAAGAUCUAGUCAGGGCAGUCGCUCGGCUAAGCCUAAGACAAGAAGACCAGCAAGCCAUAGCGGGCCUGGAUACAGACUUCGUCUUUUUCCUGCAGUCCAGCAAGUCAGGCAACACAAGGUCAGUGACGGAUGCGUUGUACAAGACGGCCCAGGACUGGAAUACACAGAAGGAGCGCGAACCAAGCUCCUUAACCCAACCUAUGCGCAAUGUGUUGCUUUAUUGCCUGCUAAGCACGCUUCUGGAACGGGUCGAGAUACUGGAGACGGAUGCUCAAGAGCUGGAGAAAGUUCGGGAGCAAGGACUGGUGAUCGGGGAGGCAUACCCAUAUUUACAAUGGGACGCCUCGCUCAAGAAACAUGUGCCCUCCCAGAUGGAGCCACUGGGUCACAAAGCAGCCGUCGAGAUGAUCAAAAUGGCCCUCCGCCUGGCCGCCUUUCCCGGAGUAGUCGGCAGAUUUCAUGCAUUGAGGAACCGCAACGAGAAGGCUCCUGCGGAAGUGAUACCAUUCAGCCUCCAGGUGCAGAACCGCACCCAGGCUGCGAGAGCUGCUUGGGUGCAGCGAUGGAGCGGUAUGCUCGCUGUCGCCGCUCAGAGUGCCGUCGCCGCAUCCCUCCUCGACCUCCCCGCUGGCUCUGAAUCCGGUGCUGCGGGCGAGCCGCCUGCUUUGCACAAGGUUUUGGCUGACGCACGCUGGAUAGUGGCGGCAGUCGCUGCAUCCAUCUUGCAGCAUUUCGUCCAGCACACCAAGGAUGAAAGCGGCUGCUUUUGGUAUGCUUGGGAUCGUUCCGGAGACAAGUUGUUCUGCAAUGAAGCUUAUGAGGACGCCCAGGCGGUGCUGACCCACAUGGAAAAUCUUGGAAAAGCAGGCACUUUCAAAGAUGCUGCCAAGCUCACACAAAUAGAGUUCCACGGUCCUGCUGUUGAGCUUGCGAAGCUACGCUCGGCUGCCGAAGCCGUCAAUGGCAAACUUUUCACAGAGGAUGGGGCUGCAGGCUUCAUGCAUCCCCUCACACCAGGUGCAGAUGCCGAGCCUGCAUCAUUGUGCACUCUGCAUGCAUACUAUGACCUCACGGAUGAAGGCAAAGCGGAGCCUGUGCUCGCCGACUUGGCAACAAGGACGAAAUCGGAGAAGGGCUGUGUUUACCAUGGCUGGACGAAGGCGGGCGACACGCUUUUCUGCCGCGAGGGGUAUUUGGACAGCGAUGCGGUUCUGGCGCAUCUCAGCAAUGUUGCCUCCUGCACGGGCCUCGCUGACUGCACCCGCUUACGGCGCUUGGAGCUCCACGGCCCGCCGUCAGGGCUUGCCAAGCUGCAGGACAUCGCGCAACAGAUGGGCGCGGAGUGUUAUGAGCGACAAGUGGGCUUCCAGCGCGUGGCCCUGGCAUCGGCAGUCAAGGCCGAACCGUUGUGUGGCCUUCAUUUGGAUCGGACAGUCCUGCGCGACUUCUGCUCCAUCCAUGCUUACUACAGGGUGACCAACGACGUUGCCGUGGGGAGGCUUCUUGCGGGCUUCGAAGCCAGGACAAAGGCCGAAGCAGGCUGCCUUUGGUAUGCGUGGGACCGGAUAGAUGACCGGUUGUUCUGCAACGAAGCCUACGCCAAUGCUGAGGCCGUCUUGGCACAUGUGCAGCAUCUCGAGGGAGUGGGUUCUUUCGGCGGCGCCGCACAGCUCACCGACAUCGAGUUCCAUGGACCCGCAGCAGAGCUGGAAAAGGUCAUGGGCACGGCGAAGAAGCUUGGUGCGGCUCUCUUUGCCUUGGAGUCGGACGUGACCUUCAAGCCAGUGGAUCUCUGCACCGAAGGGGAAAAGUCUGACUUGUGCACCAUGCAUGCUUAUUUUAGGGUGGAGGAUGAGUCGGGUGUUGCUGGUGCACUCGCUGAGCUGGUGGACAAGUCCCGAGCGGAAGACUCUUGCAUGUACUACGGCUGGACCCGUGCAGGGACAACCCUUUUCUGCCGCGAAGGUUACACAGGUGCAGCCGGCAUUCUUGCACACCUCGCGAAUGUUUCUGCUUGCGGUGGCCUCACAAAAUUUGCCAAGCCACAGCGCAUCGAGAUCCACGGACCGAAAGAAGAGAUAGCCAAGCUGCAGCAGACAGCUGACGAAAUGGGUGCCACCUGCUACACACGGCAGUCUGGUUUCCAACGCUUCCAGGCGAGACCCACGCUUCUGGGCACCGCGCCGCUGGCUGUUGCCCGCAGGAAGGGCGACGUGGAGCCAUGGAGGCAGCUGUUCCGGGUGGUGGCGGCGCUGAAGUACGUCGGCCUUGCAGGGCUCGCUCUGACUUUGUUAGCCAGGCUGGCACAGCGGAUGCAGCGCAGGAACGGGUGGAACUUUGCGGUCGCGAGCCUGAUGAUGCUCCUGGGCCAUCUUGCCGAACGCAAGCUUCCUUCUGGCGAAAUGUCCUGA